AUGGUGACACGCGGUUUCCACAUUGUUCUCUGCGGCCGUCGAUACUUCGUAUAUGGGUAUGAUGGUGAUGCUUAUCCCAGCGGACUAGGCCGAAAUAUCGUGGAUGACAUACCCAACGACGAACGACUUUAUCAAGACUGGCUUCAACGGGAACGCGAGAAAGUCAAAUGCUAUGUUGCAGAUCUCGAAAAGACUGCUUUUACUGUGACGAAAAGCACGCUGGCGAAAGGCCGCUCCAGUGAAACACUGCAAGACACCUACGAGCCGACGUGGAGUUUGAUCGACGGUCUCACAUCGCUCCCCUCCUCGUUAUGUGAUGUGGAGAGACAUGAAUGGAUAUAUCUCGUUGAUCUAGACAGCGAGCUCUUCUCCAUCAACAAUUGGAUGGUCUUCGAACUCGACGAUAUUCCGCGCGAUCGUUGGAUCCCAGCCGUUCUGCAUGGAGAAGGAGAGGAGAGGGACGGCCAAAAGCGCGCUUUUGAGCUCUGCCCCGAGGCCGGAUGGAGAAUAGAUCCACCCGAUUAUUUCCCCCUCAGCCAAGGACCUCAGCGAGACGAAUACCGUUCCCUGUAUCGACGGUACGAUGUCUCAAUAGUCGCACCGAUUGAACAUGAUACCAUCGGUGCGAGGACAUCGUGGGGUCCAUCUGUUGCGGGGGCAAUCUUUCAUCAUUGA
Messenger RNA from Cladophialophora immunda, 675 nucleotides. RefSeq lists its product as uncharacterized. The transcript has 2 exons. NCBI's taxonomy places the organism in Eukaryota, Fungi, Ascomycota, Eurotiomycetes, Chaetothyriales, Herpotrichiellaceae. The record is from RefSeq and is a predicted model, not a curated record. The coding region runs from base 1 to 675 and encodes 224 amino acids.